UAAUAAGGCACUUCUGACAAAUUUCAAAAACAAAAAGUGACGAUGAUUCUAUCUGAUAAAAAAUUAUUUGCAAUUGUUUUAUAUUCCGCAUUUGUAAAAAAUAAAUUUCUAAUCCCCAAUAGAGAUAUUUGGGAGAAUGCUUGGGUAAUUGGAAUUUCUGGAGCAAUAGCACUAGGAUUAGUUGGCGCAUUAAUUGCGCCGUUUAUUUUAUCGGCAAUAAUUGAAGCGUUAGGAUUUGGUGUAGAAGGUAUUGCAGCAGAAUCAUUUGCUUCUUGGUUUAUGUCAUUAUAUGAAGGUACGAUUGUACGCGGAAGUCUUGUUUCAAUUUUACAAUCGAUUGGAGCUGCCGGUUUAGGAACUCUCGGCACUACAAUAAGCAGUGGUUUUGGAGCAGCUAUUGGAACUCUUAUUGGAGCAAUUGGGGGCUCUAAACUUGCAUCAUAUUUAAGAGAAAUGGAUUUAAAUGAAACAGAAAAACAAAUGCUUGGAAGUUUUAUUAAAAUUGAAGAAAGUGUUUAUCAAAAUAAUGAUAUUAUUAUGAUAUUCACACUUAUGCCAGCCUUAUUAUACAAUGACACAAUCUUAAAAUGUUUCAGUGAAACAUUCAUAUCUUGUUCACCAUUUGCUAAUUCUAAAUUAUUUAGAUUUAAUUUCAAAGAAAAUAAAUUAAAAUCAGAAGAAGAAAGAGUGAAUAAUACAGUUUAUAAUUUGUUAAUUGAUAAUUGUAACAAAUCCAGAAUAGAAUAUAUUUUUCAUGAUGAUUACUUAGUUGGGUAUAAUUUAAAUCUUAUUGAUUAUAAACCAUCAAACCUUAUGAUAAAUUUAUUGGUGGAAGUUUGGAAUAUUAUAAACGGUAACAUCAUUAUUAAUAUUCCUGAUAUCGAUAAGAUUCGUGAUCAAAUUAAUGAUCAGAUUCACAAAAUUGAUAUUAAUAAAUUUAAUAGUAAAAUUAGUGAGCAAGUUAGUGAAAAAGCUAACGAAAUCUCUAAGUUCUUUAAUGAGAUUCAUUUUAAAUAGAUAUAUUAGCUCUUUAGAAUAACUUUUGUUUAAGAAAUACGUCGUCAGGUGACAGCUGACAUGCGUAAGAGAAUUGUAUGAUUAAAUUUAUGAAUAAAUUUUGUUUAUAUCCUUGUCCUGCAUUUUACAAGUUUCAAUUCGACCUCUUAUAUUCGGUAGAAAACUCGAUCCGAUUAUUGUUUAAUUUGGUUAGAAGCGAAUAUUUUAUUUAUCUAUCGUAAAAAAAUCAAAUUAUAAAACAUAUAUAAUCUGCGGCUUGAUUCAAUUAAUACUAUAUAAAUGAUUGACUUUACAGACAAGUAGUGGAG
Messenger RNA from Rhizophagus irregularis DAOM 181602=DAOM 197198, 1325 nucleotides. RefSeq lists its product as uncharacterized. Gene Ontology annotation, cellular component: membrane. The record is from RefSeq and is a predicted model, not a curated record. Lineage: Eukaryota; Fungi; Glomeromycota; Glomeromycetes; Glomerales; Glomeraceae.